Molecule: messenger RNA, 216 nt
Organism: Geosmithia morbida
Lineage: Eukaryota; Fungi; Ascomycota; Sordariomycetes; Hypocreales; Bionectriaceae
Exons: 2
Coding region: 1-216 (71 amino acids)
Source: RefSeq, a predicted model, not a curated record
AUGCCCAGAGACGCCGCCGAGUCACCGCCCCCCGAGCGCCAGACUGGCGCUCAGCAGCACGAUCCAACGGGUCCCGGCACCACUCGACCUGACCUCCAGGACCCGGAGGGUAAGGCCAAAGAGCUCAAGGCUGAGAUCGACAACCUCGAAUCAAACCCCAAACAGGCCAUGGCCGAUGAGUUGCCAAAGAAGUUUAGCAAGGGAGUCGGAAACUGA